AUGCUCUCCCUCAAGGACAUCCCCUCAGAGGUCAUACUCGAGCACCUCCUGCCCGUCUUGCCCCUCAGAGACAUCGCCAGUCUCUCGGCAGUCUCCCACUUCUUUCGUAACGUAUCACGUGACCCCGCAUUCUGGAGACUCAAGUCUACCAGCGAUUUUUCCUUCUCCCCAGCAUCGCACCCUCCUGCCCCAUCACCAGACUGGUGGCGGCGUGUUUAUCUCGGCCUUUUGAACCCUCGGGCAUACGUCUGGGGCACUUCUACGAAUGGACGUCUUGGCGGUGCAGAGAACGGCCAAGGCGUGCGAGGCAACGGUCCACAUGUUUAUGAGCCGGCCGAGAUCGCAUGGGACCGAACAUCGCAACAAGUGACCGGCGGGGAUAGCUUGGCCGCUGAUCCGUCCAGCAAGGAUGAAUCAAAGGUGUCCGGCGUGGUGGAGCUUCAGGCUGCAGGGUGGAGCUUCACUGCUAGGUGUAGUGAUGGAUCGGUGUGGGUAUGGGGACAAAUGGACGGUACGGGCUUCGCAUUCAGACCCUUUGGCUGGGAGAAUAAACACGCCAUCAUCCGAUCACCUACAGUGGUUCCCUUACCCUGCAAAGCUGAAGCAAUCAGCACUGGACGAUGUCAUCUGCUCGUUUUGGACGCAGACAAUCUCAUCUGGGAGCUUCGUUCUUGGGGCAGAGCGUAUCACCACACAGCCCCAGCUCUCACCGCCCCUGUCAACCAUGGCUCUAAUAGUCAUCCGCCGCAUAUCGUGCAGCUCUCAGCGGGGUGGCAGCACUCUGCUGCCCUGUCGUCCAAGGGGACCAUACACGUAUGGUACCCGUUCACGCCGGCGUACAGGGAAAGCCUCUCCGCAGACGAUGACCUGAACGGUCCCAUCAAACCUCCAAACAAUGACGGCGGCGAUGACGACGAUGAUGAUGAAAGAGCCUUGAGAUGGGGUAAAGUUGGCCCUGACGUCGUUCAUGAGCUCCCGUCUAUCCCCGACAGGCCGGGGCUCGACGAAGAGGAUGACAAACGCUCUGAAUACGGAGGCAGAGACAGGGGAGGUCAUACCAGCCAAGAGCUCCGAGCUCUGUGGUCCGAGUACGAGUCGACUACCUCCCGAAACUCUCAAGAUGACCAGCGAGUGGUCAAGCUCGCAAGUGGUGCCGACUUUUUGUUGGCCCUGAAGGCAAAUGGCGAGGUUUGGCACAUCUCUUUGAAGCAAGACCAGCCAUUGAGAUGGCGUUAUCUCCCAUACUUUUCCUCACCGUCCAUCACCCACAUUACCGCCCAAUUCCAAAGCAUCACCUCGUACGCCACCCCGACGUUCACCAGCGACACGUCAGCACUCUGCCAUACUCGCCUCGAAGAUGAUGUUCCUGUCUCUGAAAACCCCGAUAUUCUGCUCCAUCGUCCCGAUGCUUUACCGAUCCUGCAAGACAAGCAGAUCAUUCAAGUAGCAUCAGGAGACUAUCACUAUGCUGCUCUGACUAGCAAAGGAGAGAUGUACACUUGGGGUAAAGGGAACAACGGCCAACUCGGGCUCGGCGAUCUGGGAGGCAAGGGAGAAGAGGUCCCACCUACCAAAGUCGAAUUCGAUCACGACGAAGACGAUGACGAUGACGAGGGCGUGUUCGUCUUUGCCAUUACGGCUGCUGGGUGGCACACAGGAGCCCUCGUGCUUGGCAAUCUCGACUCGACCAAGAGCCAAAGAGCCAAGGUCAAUACGUCCGAUAAGAAAGCAGUCAAGGCUGCGGAGCAUGGUCCCAGUACAGACGUCUGGCGAGGACCCGAGAUUAGACACUUGCCGCUUCCUCGAGGCAGAGCUGGGUUCCGAGGUAGGAUCGGGUAUGCCGGACGAGGACUGUUCCAGGGCAUACGUGGAGGACAUGCUCCAGCAGCAGGAGGUGGGCAUGGCAUUGCUGGCCAGGAAGAGUCGCAAGCGGGGGGUGGAGAGGCUUCCUCUGGUCAAGACUCGUCUGGUGGGGCAGAAGAGACGACUGGCGAAGGGAGUCAGCAAGUUGCUGGUACUAGUGCAGGCGGGGUCGAGGGUCAAGAGUCUCAGCAGAUGAGCAGCAACAACCACCCCCUGCAGCAACCAUCUCACCGUGGUCUGAGGGGACUACCCCACUUCAGAGUCGGUCUUGCAGGAAGGCCUGGUAAUCUGGCUAGGGGUGGCGGAGAGAAUAACAAUGGGGUGGGAUUCAACCCGGAUGGCCCAGAGUGA
This is a messenger RNA of Cryptococcus wingfieldii CBS 7118, 2214 nucleotides long. RefSeq lists its product as hypothetical. Gene Ontology annotation, molecular function: protein binding. The record is from RefSeq and is a predicted model, not a curated record. The transcript is spliced from 5 exons. Bases 1 to 2214 code for a protein of 737 amino acids. NCBI's taxonomy places the organism in Eukaryota, Fungi, Basidiomycota, Tremellomycetes, Tremellales, Cryptococcaceae.